CCACCUUCGUCAGCUCCAGAGCCAGCUGAGAGCGGCAGAAGUUUUGUCAUCUCUCCAACUGCGGGGUCUCUGCAGCGGCAGACUUGGAGCAAUUGGACGAACUGAACGACAAUCACCCUGGCCGACUGAACAUGACUGGACUCUCAAACAAUUUCGAGUAGGAACCUUGCUCGCCGGAAUCCCUCAGCUCAGUACCAUAUUGUCGAGAUUCUACCCCGUAUACGCUGCUGACUUGGUUAUCCUAUUUGCACCUCAUACUACUCUUAACAAUCCUCAACCAGCGACUAAAUGGCUGAAUUGGGAAAUGCAGAGUACACGCUCUAUUCCUCCCCUUUCUCCCUCUACUCUAUGAUGUCCCGCCACACCAUCCAGCUUGGCCCUACGACGCAUGACGCCAGGCCGCCCAAAAAGAUCACACUUAGCUUCGUCAACCACCGCAAGAACGAGAAUCUGAAGGAGGACUACCUCGUCAGGGUGAACCCCAAAGGCCAGGUCCCUGCCAUGACCGGCAACAUUCUUGAGCAGCCACUUACCGACAGUAUCUCCAUCUCGCUCUAUCUGGCUGUGAAGCACUACCCGGCCAUGCUGCCGGCAGAACAUGCCGUCGUCAUCAGAGGCCUCCUCGAGAGGAUCCAUGCCAUCUAUGGCCUGUCGUUCAGCAACAAGAACCCGACACCGGAGAUGAUGCAGUAUAACCCUUCACCCGUGGAGGAUCUUCUUAAGAGAACUGAUCUCAGCCCGGGAUACCGCAAGGCUCUCGAGGCCAAGCUCGAAUUCCACAACAAGACCAACGCUGUAGCCUUCCAGCCAGCCGUCGUGGCCAAAGCCCGCGCAGACCUGCAGGCCAUUUUUGCGGAGAUCAUAGAGCACCGUAAGCAAAGCGGUGCUUCCGAAGAAGACUGGACCUUUGGGACCCGGGUAGGUCCCACUGUGCUCGACAGCCAUCUCCUUCCGCUUGUGCUGCGCUGCAUCGAGGCCGGCAAUGGCGAGUUCGUUCCCCAGGAGCUGCAGCGCUGGGCCGAGAUCAAGGCAAACAGUCCCGGGUGGCAGAAGGUCAUGCACGGCAGGCCAACAAGGUAUGACCCUUCGAUGGGCCCUGUUGAGGAUAUGAAGGAGAUGAUGUCCCUGUGAGACUCAUUGUGAGAUGGCUCAUCAUUUUCUUGAGAGUAAAUGGGGUAAACCUUUGAGUAGGUAUCUAUCAUAGUUAAGAUUUAAUAUUAUAUCAACCUUCCCACAACUAUAGAGUAGCAUGGAGUAAGGAGCCUUCUCAUAGUUCAGCAUUCCCAAUUGUGACUCCGUAAACAUAGUCCACAUGCUUUAUAGUGCCCAUUCUAUAAGCAAUCAUCAUCACCAUCUCUUAUCUCCGUGGGCCGCUGUCACGUGGUUAACACUCCAGAAGAAUGAUAAUUGCAUUGCACGUGGAUACGAAAACAAAGCGACUGCCAGUCCAGUUAACUGACCCAUCCUUC
Molecule: messenger RNA, 1469 nt
Organism: Paecilomyces variotii
Lineage: Eukaryota; Fungi; Ascomycota; Eurotiomycetes; Eurotiales; Thermoascaceae
Exons: 2
Coding region: 289-1131 (280 amino acids)
Source: RefSeq, a predicted model, not a curated record